Molecule: messenger RNA, 342 nt
Organism: Motacilla alba alba
Lineage: Eukaryota; Metazoa; Chordata; Aves; Passeriformes; Motacillidae
Product: feather keratin Cos1-2-like
Exons: 2
Coding region: 31-327 (98 amino acids)
Cellular component (GO): intermediate filament
Molecular function (GO): structural constituent of cytoskeleton
Source: RefSeq, a predicted model, not a curated record
GUGAACAAGGUGCAUCUGCAGCCCCAAGCCAUGUCCUGCUACACGCCGUGCCGGCCCUGCCAGCCCUGUGGCCCCACCCCGCUGGCCAACAGCUGCAAUGAGCCCUGUGUCAGGCAGUGCCAGGACUCCACCGUCUUCAUCCAGCCCUCGCCCGUGGUGGUGACCCUGCCCGGGCCCAUCCUCAGCUCCUUCCCACAGAACACCGCCGUGGGAUCCUCCAGCUCUGCUGCUGUUGGCAGCAUCCUCAGCUCUCAGGGAGUGCCCAUCAACUCUGGGGGCUUUGGCCUGUCUGGCUUGGGCAGUGGCCUCUGUGGCUUCCCCUGCUGAAACUGUUCCACCCGG